AUCCAGGUCAGUGGGGGUCAAUCUUAAAGACAAAAAACAUGGCUGAACAUGUACGUGUGAAAGUGAAUGUCAAGGCUUACGCCAAACUUGUCUUACAUGCAGCUAAGUAUCCACAUAGUGCAGUUAAUGGAGUGUUGCUAGCAGAUAAGAAGAAACUGAGUAAUUCGAAAUUACUAUAUUUUGUCGAUUGUGUACCGUUAUUUCAUCAAUGUCUUGGGCUAGCCCCUAUGCUUGAAACAGCGUUAUUACAGAUUGACUCAUAUUGUAAAAACAGGGUGAAUGAACUGGUUAUAGCUGGAUAUUACCAGGCAAAUGAAAGAAUUGAUGAGAAUAAACCAAAUGGUGUGGCAACAAAGAUAGCAGAUAAAUUAAAUGCUAAUUGUCAUGGUGCUUGUCUUUUCAUGAUGGACAAUAGCAGAUUAUCAAUGGAUUGUGAAGAACAAGUAUUUGAGCUGUAUACACAUGUUAACAAUGAGUGGAAAAAGAAACAAAGCAGUGUUGAGCUUGAAGGCGAUUCCUGCCUUGCAAUUACCUCAGGUCUACUAACAUCAAAAGCUUAUUUAUCCCUGCAAGAUUAUGACUGCCAUCUCGAUGACAUUACUCAGAGUUGGCUGAACCCAGAAGUGAACAAAAUGAUCACCUCAUCAGUGUAAAGUGUAGUCGCUAAAUACCACUACUUCAGCUGAGGGAGGUGUGGCCUCCUAUGAGGACGUCUUGUAUAAUUUAAGCUGUAGUACAUCAUCCCUAAUCUCGACUGAGAUUGGCCCUGGUAUUGACAUGCAUAACAAAAUUCACUACCGUACAACCAACGUAAACAAAAUUAGUUGUCCCUGUGUGGUUUUUUUUCCAAAAUAUUAACAUUUUAUAGGAUCUACACAGAGUGAAAUAAUAUAAAUAGUUAGUCUUAUUUUAGAGAUAGGGAUUGGCCAUAAUCACAGAAAGAAAUGAAAACAUGAAAGAAGGUCACUGUAAUACUGUACUAAGCAUAAUUCAAUUAAAAUAACAGACAAGUGUCUUCAAUAAUUGUGAGCCUACAGAUAGGCCUAUAUCAUGUCACAAUUGUAUUAACAAAUUAUGCAUGACGUCACCAUACAAGCCACACCUCCCUCGGCUGAAGCGGUGGUAUUUAGGAACUACCAGUGUAAAGGUGCAACGCAAACCAGUCAGAUAUCGUGCCAUGAAAGUUUGUGUAAUCAAACAUUUACAAUCACUAAAAUGCUCAUUUUAAAUGCUGAUUUAGCAGAAGUUUUAUUGAUAAUGCUAAAGUUUACAAUCAUGCAAGAAAAAGAAACAUUUGUCUAUGUGUGUGGAUCAAUGCAUUAUUAAUUACAAAGAAUGCUAUAAAACCUGCCAUUUAUCUCGCCUCUGCAGAGAGUGCACUUUACCGGUACAAAUAUAUUUAAGAUGUGCUUAAGAUAUUUUAUGUCCCGGGUAAACAACUUGGUGACAGAACUGACCUGCCAAUGAGAAAAUAAGAUUAGCUGUGCUUCAAUAAAUAUAUUUAAGAUUUAUACCUUUGUGGUGUGAUAGGCAAAGUUUACUACAAGUUAAUUAACACAAUACAGACCCUUACUCUAUACUGAGAGGUGCUUUUCAAUAGAAAAAAAGUGGUGUAGGAAGAGUGGUUCUUUGAACUUGCUAGGGGGAAAAAUAUUACAGAAGACAAUUCCUAUCCCUGCAUUUUCCCAGUAGUUUUUUAAUUUCACUUAUUUGUUUUAACCAUAUUUAUAGAGGGUAACCCUUCCACCAUAUCCUAGAAGGUCAGCUGAUAUUCAGGGGCCUUCUUUAAAUAAAUGAAAUACAGUAAUGUGAUUCUUUUAUCAGUGAAGUCUCUUUAUGAGGCGUAAGCGAGACUUUUUUAAUCCCUUGUUUCGCGUACUUAUGUUUUUUAAGGAUCAUCAGAGGACGGUGGAAUAAAAUUAAAAUUUUGUUUUCUUAUUUAUCAAAUAGUUUUGCCAAAAUCAUCCAGACGGAAGAGAAAAUAAAUAUAAAAUUUUAUUGCUGAAUGUAAAAUAGGACGGUUAACUGCUUCAA
Anneissia japonica is the source of this 2034-nucleotide messenger RNA. Its product is annotated as ER membrane protein complex subunit 8-like. Bases 39 to 653 code for a protein of 204 amino acids. NCBI's taxonomy places the organism in Eukaryota, Metazoa, Echinodermata, Crinoidea, Comatulida, Comatulidae. The transcript has 5 exons. Gene Ontology annotation, cellular component: EMC complex. The record is from RefSeq and is a predicted model, not a curated record.